AUGCGCGUAUAUGCUAUCCACGCACGUAAGCGAUGGAUACUCAUAGUCGCCACCAUACCUGUGCUGGCACGUAUGGGCAUUGAUUUUUGGACUCUGACGGAAGCAUCAAAUGCAUCGGUGUCUGAUGAUGCACUCGAGAGGAGCAUAUCUAACAACAGCUGCGAGUAUAUUGGGCAGCCUGCUGUCAUCUCCAGACGUCAGCCUUUAUUUGGACUGGAGAUCUCCUCCAUCGCGAUCGCCCUAUUUUUCGAUACAUUUGUCCUCGUGCUGACACUCAACCGAGCGUACUGUCACGUCGUUGAGAUGCAUCGGCUGAAGAGAGCUAGUAUUACUCAGGUCAUUGUGCGAGACGGUGUUCUGCUCAUCUUCGGAGUGAGAGUGAUCAACCUGAUUGUACAGAUGCCACAACUCCAAACAUCCGACUAUAUGAUAGCAUUGGGUGGAGUCGUCGACGUUUACUACAACUAUGCCCCGAACAUGCUCGUCAACAGACUGGUUCUCAACCUCCGUAUGUACGACUCUGAGGAAUUAUUUCCCAACCCUCACCUCUCCACUAUGGUAUUUGCCGAUACAUCCACCGAAGGUCGAGUAUUGGGAAACAUCGGCGCCCCACUUGACCACGACCAGUGGUCGCACGGUCAAGGAGAGCCUGUGGAUGAUCCAUCGGAGUUUUGA
Molecule: messenger RNA, 675 nt
Organism: Stereum hirsutum FP-91666 SS1
Lineage: Eukaryota; Fungi; Basidiomycota; Agaricomycetes; Russulales; Stereaceae
Exons: 8
Coding region: 1-675 (224 amino acids)
Source: RefSeq, a predicted model, not a curated record